AUGAGCCAAGGAGUGGAGGAUUGGAUGUGGCUACAGUUUACAUUAGCCCGAGAAAGUAGCCGUGCUGAGGAGGUAGCAGGUGAUGUCUUUGGCUUGCAAGAAAUCCAGAACGAUAUCUCAGAAAUCGGACAGAGGAUAUUCGUCAAAGGCCAAGAGGCGGCUGCUGGCGGCUAUGGAACUUUCUUCUUGCUGCAAAUUUUGGGCGGCAUGUUUGAACAUGCGGUCUCUUAUCUUGGAAACUAUGCACCCAUUAAUGCGGUCCAUUUCGGAAUCGCCUUGGAUUAUUAUGGUCUACUUCGCGUGUCAGAUUUUUACACCUCUGGUGAAGAGCUAUUGUCUUUUACCACCAAACAGCUUCCUCAGAUCAACUUUGCAUUCCUCAUCACUCAAUAUACCCGAGAGUUCCGGGCAGGAAAUGUUGAAGCUGCUGUUGACUAUUUCACUUUGAUCUGCCUCAAUGCGGAUCUUCCAGGCGAGCUUGGGAAAUCGCAAGCGUCCGUGUGCCACGAAGCAUUGCGAGAGUUUAUUUUGGAAACUCGGGACUUUGCCAAAUUGCUUGGAGACGUCAAAUCAGAUGGCACGAGGAUCAAAGGCGCAAUUGAACAGCGCCUGAAAUUGAUCAAACUCGAUAACCAGGAAGAGUUUCUCAAAACCAUCACGACCCAAGCUGCCGCAGUCGCCGAUGAUAAAGGCCUUACUGCUGAUGCCGUACUCUUGUAUCACUUGGCUGAAGAUUAUGAUAAUGUUAUCGUGAUCCUCAACAGGGCCCUUUCAGAUGCGGUAGCUGUGAAUCUGGGAAGCCUAGUUCACCAAGCAAAACCUAGUGCAGGACAACAAAGUGACACCACUGACGCCGGUAGCAGCUUCAGCCUCACUUCCGUGGAAGACCCUGUGGUCCUUGCACGGAAUAUGAUUGGACUCUACAAUACGAAUGCAAUGUACUAUCAACAGAUUCAUCCUACUAACCGCGAAGCAUGCGGGAUAUUGCUUCGCAUGAUGGAUGCGAAGAGAAAAGUGGAAGCGGGAAAAUGGGCUCAAGCGCUCGAUGAGCUCAAUGAUCUGCAGAUAUUACCUCUAAACGCGCGGGGAUCGCUCCCGUACAUUCGAAGCGCAACCCAGUCAUUCUCCGCGCUACCGCCGGUUAUCGCACGGAACGGUGGCCAUCUCAUCAUGUGGAGUAUCACAUGUAUCAGUCGGGAGCGCGAAAGACUACAACACGGAGUGUACGAGAAUGAUAUGCGACAAGGUCUGGCGGACCAGCUUCUGGGGAUGGCCAAAGACUUGAUGGUGUUUGCCGGUAUGAUUAGGUUAAAAUUGCUGCCUGGGGUGUAUGAAGCAUUGGCAAAAGCUGCAGGAGAUAUGUCGGUCUUGUAG
Molecule: messenger RNA, 1374 nt
Organism: Uncinocarpus reesii 1704
Lineage: Eukaryota; Fungi; Ascomycota; Eurotiomycetes; Onygenales; Onygenaceae
Exons: 3
Coding region: 1-1374 (457 amino acids)
Biological process (GO): poly(A)+ mRNA export from nucleus; protein import into nucleus
Cellular component (GO): nuclear pore
Molecular function (GO): structural constituent of nuclear pore
Source: RefSeq, a predicted model, not a curated record